AUGGCCCUGCAACCCUCCCUUCGUCCCUUGAUCAUCAUCGGCAAACAAGAGGCACCGCACACUCUCGAAUUCUAUCUGGAUUAUGUCUGUCCCUUCAGCGCCAAGAUCUCCCGUGUUAUCGACGGCGUGUUGAAGCCCCUCUUCGAGAUAGGAGGCAAGUACGACGGCAAGGUCAAGGUCAUCUUCCGGCCCCAGGUGCAGCCAUGGCACGCCACCUCCACGUUUGUGCAUGAAGCCGGUCUCGCGGUCGCACGGGUUUCUCCCCAUAACUUCUGGCCCUUCUCGCUCGCGCUCUUCAAGCGCCAGGAGGAAUACUUUGAUAUCCCCGCCUCCACUCUGACACCCCUUCAGAUUCGCGAGAAGCUCGCCGCGCUCGCGAGUGAGGUGAUCGGGUCCAGUGCAGCAGGCGAUUUCGCCGGGCUGCUGAAGCUCAAGACGACGCCGAACGGAGGCACAGGCGUCACCGACGACCUCAAGUACACCGUCAAAGUGAGCCGUCAGAAUGGCAUUCAUGUCUCUCCUUCCGCGGUCUGGGAUGGCGUGCUGGCCAAUGAGGUCUCGAGCUCAUGGGGCGAGAAGGAGUGGAAUGAUUGGCUUGCAAACAAGGUGACUGCCUGA
Punctularia strigosozonata HHB-11173 SS5 is the source of this 618-nucleotide messenger RNA. RefSeq lists its product as uncharacterized. The transcript has 6 exons. The record is from RefSeq and is a predicted model, not a curated record. Bases 1 to 618 code for a protein of 205 amino acids. NCBI's taxonomy places the organism in Eukaryota, Fungi, Basidiomycota, Agaricomycetes, Corticiales, Punctulariaceae.